GGUUCAAGGGGAGGGGAGGGAGCGGCGGCGGAGGAAUUGUUUAAUCCCCCCGUCACCGUCUCCUCUCGCCAUCACCCACACCACCCUGGUUCAGGCGCGAGCGCGACGUUGCCGGCCCGUCUCCGGCGUUCGGCGGCGGAGUGGAACGACCCCAUUCCCACCAGGAAUUCCAUCGUUUUCGUGGCGUUUGGUGGCGUCCCGGGGCGGGCAAGCAGCAUCAGGAAAUUUCACCGAGGAUACACGUGUUCGGGACGAGAGCUAAGCAAAGCGGAGAUGGACGAGAAGGCCAAGAUGGAGAGCAAGCUGUCCUCGGCGGCGGCCUUCGUGGAGGGGGGCGUGCAGGACGCCUGCGACGACGCCUGCAGCAUCUGCCUCGACGCCUUCUGCGACAGCAACCCCUCCACGAUGACCAAUUGCAAGCAUGACUACCAUCUCCAGUGCAUUCUUGAAUGGUGCCAGAGAAGCUCCCAAUGCCCCAUGUGUUGGCAGCCUAUCAGCAUGAAGGAUCCUUUGAGCCAAGAGCUACUAGAGGCUGUUGAACAAGAGAGGAACAUCCGAGCUAAUCGUUCACAUAAUACUGCUGUUUUUCACCAUCCAAUGCUGGGUGAUUUUGAGAUUCCUGUAGGUGCAGAUGAUGCAGAACUUGAAGAACGCAUUAUUCAGCACUUGGCUGCUGCAGCUGCAGUGCGCAGGUCACACCGCCAUCAUAAUAGAAGAGAUGGGCACCGGAGCAGAUCAGGAGCAAGUAGCCACCCACAAUUUCUGGUGCUUUCAGCAGACGAACACACAACCUCAGGUGAAGAAGGGGAUUACGAACAAGCCCCUGCUGUAGUUUCUGGUCGCCCUUUAGGUGCUCUUGUUGAACAAGAACGCACUCGAGGGCUAGUGGAUGCUUCCAGUCCAUCUCUCCGCUUUUCUACUCCUGCUGAUGGUAGAUCAAACAAUAGGAUCUCUGGGAUUCAAUCUACACCUGUGGAUCAAGAUGGGGCAGGACCAUCUGAUUUACAAUCGAUCUCCGACACUUUGAGAUCCCGUCUACAGUCAGCUUCAAUGAGGUACAAGGAUUCCAUAACCAAGAGUGCAAGUGGAUGGAGGGAGAGGUGGUUUUCUCGGAGUAACUCUUUAUCAGAUCUUGGUUCUGAGGUAAGGAGGGAGGUCAACGCGGGUAUUGCUGCAGUGUCUCGCAUGAUGGAACGGCAUGAUGCAAGAGACGGCAGUGGGCCUUCUCCUACCUUUGCGUCAGGUUCUGGUUCUCAGUGAGACACCCCUUCGUCCUUGAAAGGACAGAUGCAACUGUAAAGAAAAGGUCCAAAGGGACAGAGUUGAAGUUGAGAGCACCUGAGAUCUGCCGAUGGUUCAUAGCCCCUGAUAGCCCCCCCUGCUUCAGACUCCCAGAACUUUGGUGGAGCCUGAAGGUCUUGCGUCGAGGUCACGGGAAAGGAAUACAUGUGGUUCCAAUGGAACAUUCACACUUUUUUACCCUGUGUAAGAUUUUGCAAGGGUGGGUAAUGCAUGAGGUGUCUGUAAACAGAGACAGUAUGACUGUAUGAGUGAUAUGUUGGUCAUGUGGUUCCAGCUUAUAACACACAUAUAUGCAGUAUAAGUAUAACGUGCCCA
Sorghum bicolor (sorghum) is the source of this 1617-nucleotide messenger RNA. RefSeq names its product E3 ubiquitin-protein ligase RHF2A. The transcript is spliced from 9 exons. Bases 274 to 1260 code for a protein of 328 amino acids. The record is from RefSeq and is a predicted model, not a curated record. Gene Ontology annotation, molecular function: ubiquitin-protein transferase activity. NCBI's taxonomy places the organism in Eukaryota, Viridiplantae, Streptophyta, Magnoliopsida, Poales, Poaceae.